UCCAACCUGCUGCCACCUUGAGCGGCGGAAUUCAUCCAUUUUUAAAUAAGGCAGUAAUCAUACCUGGGUGUGGCCAGUGAAACUGAACUUGAAAAAUGCGAAGAACGUGCUAUUUGACGUCAUCAGUUUGAGAGCUCCUGAUUGGCCAGUCCGUAUCAGGAAGAGGUGAGCUGAGUGUUGACAGCUCUCCAGUUAACGAAGAUGGUUAAACGCUAUUAUAUAAGGCAGUAAUCCUCCGACAGUUUCCUGAGCUUCGACCGAGUCAUCCUGCUGUAAGGUUUUCUACGGAAAGUUUACUUGAAGCCUGGUUAUCAGAGAUGGACGGUGGAUCGGAGGUGCAACUGGAGGCCCCCAGCUUCUGCUGCUCCACCUGUGAAGGAGGACCAAUUCCAGGACGCCGAUCUUCUCAACGCUUCAAGGCCCGCAGCCUGAGCACCUCCUCAGCCACUACCUACUGGGAACACAGGAGAACUCAGUCGCUUCAUGGACCAAGUCCUGUCACUACAUUUGGACCGAAGGCAUGCAUGCUCCAGAACCCACAUGCUGUGAUGCAUAUUCAGGAUCCAGCCAGCCAGAGACUGACGUGGAACAAGCCUCCAAAAAGUGUCCUUGUGAUCAAGAAGGUUAGAGAUGCCAGUCUGCUCCAGCCUUUCAAGGAGCUUUGUGUGUUCCUCACAGAGGUGAAGAACCUGAUUGUUUAUGUGGAGAAGAAAGUUCUAGAUGAUCCAGCCAUUUCAGACGACGAAGCCUUCGCCACCAUCACUAAGAAAUUUUGCACUUUCAGUGAAGAUCUGGACGAUAUCUCCAAUCGUGUGGACUUCAUCAUCUGUCUCGGUGGAGAUGGCACCUUACUCUACGCCUCUUCACUUUUCCAGGAGAGCGUUCCCCCUGUUGUGGCCUUCCACCUGGGCUCUCUGGGCUUUCUGACACCUUUCAAGUUUGAUACCUAUCAGUCUCAGGUCACCCAGAUCAUCGAAGGAAACGCCGCCAUUGUUCUGAGAAUGCGCCUUCAAGUGCAAGUGCUCAAAGAGAACUGGGAGAAGAAUGGCAUGGUGGACGAGAAGGGCAUGAUCCUGACCAGCAAGGACACGGGACGCAGCCACAAACCCAUGCAGAAUCAGGUUCUUAAUGAGGUGGUGGUGGACAGAGGACCCUCCUCCUAUCUCUCCAAUGUGGACCUCUUCUUGGAUGGACACCUCAUCACCACAGUGCAGGGAGACGGUUUGAUCGUUUCCACGCCGACCGGCAGCACAGCGUACGCAGUGGCAGCCGGAGCCUCCAUGAUCCACCCCAAUGUCCCGGCCAUUAUGAUCACCCCCAUCUGCCCCCAUUCUCUCUCCUUCAGGCCGAUCGUUGUUCCCGCCGGAGUGGAGCUCAAGAUAAAUCUGUCCCCUGAUGCCAGGAACACAGCCUGGGUGUCGUUCGAUGGAAGGAAGAGACAGGAGAUCUGCCACGGAGACAGUAUCACAAUCAUUACUUCCUGCUUUCCCGUUCCCUCCAUCUGCUUCCGGGACCCGGUGACUGACUGGUUUGAGAGCCUGGCCACAUGUUUACACUGGAAUGUAAGGAAGAAGCAGAACUGCCUCAGCUCGGAGGACGAGGAGUUCUGAGGGCCGCUCCAUUUUCUUCUUUUCUUUUUUAUCAACACAAAUUGCAGUUGUUUUGGACAAAUAAUCAAAAAUAAAGCAACACUUGGGUUGGUGUUGAAACCAAAAGGUCAGGAAUGGAAGGUAGGUGUCAUAAUGCUGCCGUUGGGUCUCAUCAGGUUUGUGCUAAAGCUAUUUCCACAUUCACACAAACCAAACUACACUUUACUCGAAAAAAAAUCCAACUGCAGUUUGGGAUCUUAAAUGUUGCUUGAGCUGAAUCCAAGGGCCCAAGUGUGCAGAACGUGCCUUAGACUUAAGCACUGAUAUCAUCAGCAUAAAGUGAUAUUUUGAUGUUACCAGAUUUGCUUUUUUCACAUAAUAUUUGCCAUGUUUGUCUUUCCUGUCUGAAGUGAACACAGAUGUUUAUUGAAUCAAAGGAGGCACACAGAAACAUUUCUUCAGAUGUUCCAAGCAUCUUCUUAACAUCUGGUUUUUAAAGGUUUCCUUUAGGCAACCGGCAAACAUUUUAAAACUCAUGUUUUUUUAGACCGAUGUCUGUGGCCUGUGUGUGAAUAUUGAGGAAUUGUUACAAACUUGUUGCAUUUAUUACAGUGGAGUCUACAUGUAUACUUUAGGAUUAACUACAUUACAGGUCUGUCCAGACCCGCCGUCCAGAUGUUGGUUUUAAAUCAACUCAACAGAUCACCCUUAAAGUUAACAAUCAUUCCUCUUAACCCUGUAUAUAAAUGUAACUCUAAUAUGCUGUGUUUUUGAAUGUUUAUCCACAGGUUUACAAUGUAUUAUUACUGAAAAUAAUUCUAUUUGCUACUUUUAUACAGCCAUGAGUUUGUCACUUGUUAUUUUUGUCGACGAGGAACAGCCUAGUUUUUAAAAACUUGUUAAACAGGAAAGAACCCACUAGAAAUGCAUUCCAGGGCAAAAUAAUUUGUCUGAAUUUAAUAGAAAAGAUACUAGCUGGUUUGUCAUCAGUGUUGGUCUGAAUUGUUCUCCUUAAAGUACUUUUUACUUUUCUAACAGAGAGCCUGUAACUCUAAAUUUUGUACCGGCAAGUUUGAUAAAUGUGUCCAUAAAGGUAUUUUUUUCAUAACACUUUAAUAAACAGAAAGUUGAUGCAGAAA
Messenger RNA from Girardinichthys multiradiatus, 2728 nucleotides. It is a transcript of the gene nadka, whose product is annotated as NAD kinase a. Gene Ontology annotation, molecular function: NAD+ kinase activity. The transcript has 13 exons. Bases 318 to 1610 code for a protein of 430 amino acids. Gene Ontology annotation, biological process: NADP+ biosynthetic process; NAD+ metabolic process. Lineage: Eukaryota; Metazoa; Chordata; Actinopteri; Cyprinodontiformes; Goodeidae. The record is from RefSeq and is a predicted model, not a curated record.